Equus quagga is the source of this 2510-nucleotide messenger RNA. It is a transcript of the gene SBDS, whose product is annotated as SBDS ribosome maturation factor. The coding region runs from base 221 to 973 and encodes 250 amino acids. The transcript is spliced from 5 exons. The record is from RefSeq and is a predicted model, not a curated record. Gene Ontology annotation, biological process: cytosolic ribosome assembly; ribosome biogenesis. Lineage: Eukaryota; Metazoa; Chordata; Mammalia; Perissodactyla; Equidae.
UUUUCGUCUCCCGGUUUUCGCAAUACCUGACGCCUGCGCAAUAACUUAAUUGAGUGUUGUGGCGGCCGGCCGCGGGCCGAGUUAGUCGCAGGGCCGGGCGUUCUGCAGACGUUGCCGUGCCGCGCGCCGCCGGGUCGUUACAGCGAAGCGCAGGCGGCCCCCAGGCCGGGGGCGCGGGUCUACCUUGGUUCGCCCGACCCAAGAUCUGUGAGCAGCCACGAUGUCGAUCUUCACCCCCACCAACCAGAUCCGCCUAACCAAUGUGGCCGUGGUGCGGAUGAAGCGCGCCGGGAAGCGCUUCGAAAUCGCCUGCUACAAAAACAAGGUCGUCGGCUGGCGGAGCGGCGUGGAAAAAGACCUUGAUGAAGUUUUACAGACCCACUCAGUGUUUGUAAAUGUUUCUAAAGGCCAAGUUGCAAAGAAAGAAGAUCUCAUCAGUGCAUUUGGAACAGACGACCAGACUGAAAUCUGUAAGCAGAUUUUGACUAAAGGAGAGGUUCAAGUAUCAGAUAAAGAACGACACACACAGCUGGAGCAGAUGUUUAGGGACAUUGCAACUAUUGUAGCUGACAAAUGUGUAAACCCUGAAACAAAGAGACCAUACACAGUUAUCCUUAUUGAGAGAGCUAUGAAGGACAUCCACUAUUCAGUCAAAACCAACAAGAGUACAAAACAGCAGGCUUUGGAAGUGAUAAAGCAAUUAAAGGAGAAAAUGAAGAUAGAACGUGCUCACAUGAGACUUCGGUUCAUUCUUCCAGUGAAUGAAGGGAAAAAACUGAAAGAAAAGCUCAAGCCAUUGAUCAAGGUUAUAGAAAGUGAAGACUACAGUCAACAGUUAGAAAUUGUGUGUCUCAUUGACCCGGGCUGCUUCAGAGAAAUUGAUGAGCUAAUAAAAAAGGAAACAAAAGGCAAAGGGUCUUUGGAAGUACUCAAUUUGAAAGAUGUGGAAGAAGGAGAUGAGAAAUUUGAAUGAUAUUCAUCAGUCUCUUCAGCUAUAAAACACUAAAGCAUUUUCAUUUCCCAGUUUUGUUUACUCUCUGGUCUGCCAAAUACUUGCUCAAACUUUGAUGUUUUCCAUCUUUGUGUUAAACAUAUGCACAAAAAGACUUUCCUAAAUAAGUGUUAUAAUGUGGGAUUAAUUUAGUUUUAAUUAUAAAGUGGGGUUUUAGGCAAAAAUGAAAAAUCCAAGAUACAAAGUCCAGAGUAGCAUUUUGUUGCUGUCUCAGGCCUUUGUAGCUUUCCACCAUAAAAGUUAUUAGAUGCAACUCUUGUGGAUAAAAACUUAAAUUUUGUACAAUAAGAUAUUCAUGUCUGCAUGACAAUAUGGGAGUAUUUGGUGAAAAAGAAAGCAUAUAACAGCUUAUUUCUACUUAAUGAAAUGUGUGUUUAGGGGUACUUAUCAUGGCCUAACAUAAAGCUUGGAUGAUGACUUCCUGAUUUUCUGAAAAACAGAUGAUGGCUGUGCAGGACUUAAAUAAUAUCCAUUGAACGUGCUGCCAUAACCUAGAUGAUUAUUGGUAAAAAUAGUCACUUACUUCUAAUUCUUAAAGUUUAUAGUAUAUAUUAAUAUAGCUGAAAUUAUAUGUAACCAAUAAAACCACUCUUUAUUUUUAUUAAAGUAUGGCUUGUGUUUCUAGACAGCUUCCUAACUCCCUUUCUUGUCUCUGCCUCUUGUCUGGUAGGGUUGGAGACUUCUUAGCAGGAUUAAAUAAGUCAUUAUGAGGAGAACCUAGAACAGGGCCUGUUCUGAUAAACACCUGAUAAAUCUUCGUGAUUUGGGAUGUAAUCGAACUUAAUUAUUUUAGUAUGUAAAUACUUACUUGGACAACAUGUGAGUUUUUUAAAAUCUUAACCUCAAAAGAGAUAUUCUAGAAUAUAAAUUAGGGUUUCACUCAAAGUAAACAUACAGAUGUAUUUUGUGGACAGAAGUUUUUAAUUGAAAAAAGAGUUCUUAACUUGAACAGGUCCUGACUGGUUUUAAGCACGCAGAAUUCACUGCUAAUACAAGUUCUCAGAAAGCUCCCAUUUUAAAAUAACUUCAAUUAUGAAGUCAAAAUUUUUUCUUGUAGUGUUAGAAGAAAUAUCCUUGUCUGAUAACCUGGGAACACACACUUUGUGUUAACACUGAAAUUGAACUACUGUUUUGAUAUAGUCCUUAAGAUCACUCCCUUAUUGAUUCCGUUUUACUUUAUGCAAGUUUGUUGUUUUAUAAAGAUGAUCCAAACUUGAAGUCUCAGGAAAUAAUUUUAACCAAUGUAGUUUAUUUCCAGCUUAAACUUUAUUUCCAUCUUAAACAGUUAAAACAAUGUUUCAAGUUGAAAGUCCUAAUUACUAAAGAUGUUCAAAAGGUGCAUCUUGAAUAGGAAAAGAUAAACAUUACGACUUUGCUUUACGUUUUCUCAUUCUCAUUAUUCAUCUCUUCUAAAAAGCUGCAACUUCAAGAAAUGUCAAAUGUCAAUCACAUGUGAGUAAACAUCUGAACCUAUAAAAAAUAAAAAAAUUUUACCUUA